AUGAACUUUCCGACACCUGUCCCGCUUCCAUAUUCAUUUACGGGUAAAUUGCUCAGUCCUCUACCUACCAGCGAAGAAAUCCACAAUGCGCAAUUCAAACUUUCUCCUCGGAGAGAGGUUUGGGAUAGAAGCGGUGUUUGUUCCAUAAGGGAUUAUGUUAUCAAGUAUGGCAGAAGUGUCGGGGAGAACGAGGGAAACGCUCUUCUUUUUCUGGAGAAGAACCACAUUCCUGCCCCUCGCUUAUACGCCAUGUAUCGAGAAGCAUCAUCUGGUUAUCUCUAUCUGAUUAUGGAGCGUUUUGCUGGGCACAACCUGGAAUCUUUGUGGGCGGCCCUCUCGUCUCAGGACAAGUCAUCGAUUGCGACGCAGCUACGGUCAAUCUUCACUCAGAUACGAUCACUUAAUCCACCUUGUUUUAUUGGCGGUGUCUGUGGAGGUGGUGUGCCUAGCGCACUUUUUCGAACUGAAGACCCCAAUUCAAAGAUAAAUGGUCCGUUUCAGACAGCAUCAGAAGUGACCUCCGCACUUGCUAUUGUUUUGCAGGAUAACGAAGGCGGAUGGAUCACUGAUUACCUGAAAUGUUAUAUCUCAGGUGUACUACGCGACUCUCCUGUGAGAUUUACGCAUGGUGAUUUACACAUGCGAAAUAUCAUAGUAGAGAAGAUACCUGGCGAGCCUAGUCUGGAGACCUACGAACUGGGGAACGGGAAGAAUGACGAGCAAUGGAGUUAUCAAGUCAGAGGCAUUGUCGAUUAUGAGUCAGCAGGAUGGUAUCCGGCGUACUGGGACUACGUUACAGCAAUUGCGCGUCCCCAGCCAGCAAAUGAUUGGCCGAUGAUGGUAGAUGUCAUCCUUGAGCCAUAUGCGCCGGAGGCCUGUGCAUAUCUGUUAUUGCUGAAAGAACUGCAGUUUAUAUAUUAG
This is a messenger RNA of Fusarium sp. VM40, 921 nucleotides long. Lineage: Eukaryota; Fungi; Ascomycota; Sordariomycetes; Hypocreales; Nectriaceae. The record is from the annotation of a GenBank genome assembly.